Molecule: messenger RNA, 444 nt
Organism: Prunus armeniaca (apricot)
Lineage: Eukaryota; Viridiplantae; Streptophyta; Magnoliopsida; Rosales; Rosaceae
Source: the annotation of a GenBank genome assembly
AUGCCUCCUCCACAUUCUGGUGUUGCAUUAUCUGAAAAGAUCAAUGCAUUAAUAACUGAGUGGGAGAUUGAGAAGAAGUUUUCCAUUACUUUGGAUAAUGCUUCUGCAAAUACUUCUUUUGUUGAGAUUUUGACGAAUCAAUUGAACUUUAGAGGUCUACUAUUGAUGAGUGGCAAGUUUUUUCAUGUGUGUUGUUGUGCUCACAUUUUAAACUUGAUAGUCCAAGAUGGACUUAAGGAAAUUGAUUUGUCAGUGAUAAAGAUUCGUGAGUGCAUCAAAUAUAUAAAGGGUUCUGAGGGGAGAAAACAAAAGUUCUAUGAAUGUGUUGCACAAGUGGGGAUAAUGGGUAAUAAGAAAGGAUUGAGACAAGAUGUCCCUACUAGAUGGAACUCAACUUAUACCAUGCUUGAGAGUGCACUUUUCUAUCGUCGUGCUUUAAUUUAG